AUGGCGGACUACAGCAAGACGCAUUCCAUAGAGCCGAGAGUUCUUACACCAGAACAACAAGUUGCUCUCGACGCUCUUGAUCAAUCGAGUGGCAGAGGAAAACGAGUAUCUGUCAAGAAGGAAACAACUGAGGCUAAAACUUCUAAGCCUUCAAAGAGCAAGAAAAGAAAGACCGAAACCGAAAUCUCUUCAAAGCCAAAGAAGAUCAAGCGCAUGGCUCGAAAACCAAAGGGUCCAACUCCUUCACCAUCUGACAACGAGGAUGAUCAGGACGCCAACUCUCCACAUGAGUCUCCUAGAGGUAAUACUCCACCUCGUUCUCCUUCUCCAAUUCCAGAAGACAAGAUUCCAACACCACCUCCAUCACCAAAACAAUCCCCUCCUAAAACAGAAACACUUAAAAUUCCAACUCCACCCCCUUCACCAAAACAAACACAACCAGAACAGCCAACUCCCACACCGACCCUUGAGAUACCAGUUUCAGUUGUUUCAACUUCCAUAACCGAAACCUCUUUACCACCUCCACCCGUAUCUUCGGUUUCUAUUUCCACCACACCUUUAACUACUCCCAUCAUUACCCCAAUCACCAUCACUACUACCAUCCCUGAUGAAACAGCACGGGUCAACGUAUCUCAUACGGGGGCACCUACUGUAUCUGAAACUCCUGUCAUUCCUAUACCUCCCUCACCAACCAAAGCAACCGAUUCCGGUGUGACUCUCGGUGGUGACAAUGAUGAGUAUGAUUCCACAUACUUUAGUCCCGAUCGUUUGCAAUCGGAUGAGGAUACUGAAGCUCCAAUCAACCGACAACACUUGGACAGUAUUCACGAAAAGCUGGACAAGUUGCUUGCUGAUACAAAAGCUUAUGGCGGGGUUGUUCUAAAAGCCUUUGUGGAAACCGCCAUGGAGCAAUAUACCAAAGCAAUGGAUAAAUCAACUGAAGCUAUUAACAAAUCAACUUCUCUUUGCAAGAAAGCUACUACUGAUAUUGCUGAGGUUGUUCACACAACUCAGCUUUUUCUUGAUUCUUUGAAACGGCAUACGAAUACAAAUGCAGCAAAAGUUCAAGCUUCAAUUGAUUCUCUUUCUCAAACUUUAAUGGAAGAACACAUGAAAUUUGAAGAUGUUCGUUCUUCUCUGAAAGCCAAUAAUGCCACUCUCAUAGGUUCGGUUUCUUCCAAACAUGACUCUAUGCAUGCUGAGAUAGCUAAGGAGAGUGCACUGAAAGAAGAAAUUUCCAAACAAGCCUCUACCAUUGUCGUCCAGCAAGUCCAGCUUACAUGUAACACCCCCAUUUAA
Molecule: messenger RNA, 1299 nt
Organism: Lactuca sativa (garden lettuce)
Lineage: Eukaryota; Viridiplantae; Streptophyta; Magnoliopsida; Asterales; Asteraceae
Source: RefSeq, a predicted model, not a curated record